UGGCUGCCAUGAGCGAAGAGGAAAUUCGAGAAAAAUAAAUAUAAAAUGUGACAUUGUCUCKAUCGCAAAGGCCUUAGCAAUCAAUGCAUUCAAGAUAGUAUGGCUAGUAAAGAAACCCUUGGUAGAAUACGACAUCUUGGUUUGGCAAGUCAACAGCGCCGUCUUCGGCAUUUGCACAGUGUAUCUGGAAGGAACAUUAUACCAAAGUUUGCUUUGUCAGGUGAUACUUUAGUUGAUUGUCUCCUUGAGACUUACUUCUCUUURCAUGACUAUGAGGGCAGUUGUGAAGCUAUUUACACAAGUGAGAAGAUCACCUAUUCUUUAAACCCAACUUGGGCAAGUUUUGAACUCAACACUGGUAAUGAWUUCUCGAAGAGCUCAUCAACAUUAUUCAUGGUUCGUUUAUGGGGAGGUCAAGGAAGUACAUUUUCACUUAUUAUUGAAUGGAAAGUAGAUUUGACAAUGUUACACUAUCUUGGAGAUCAGGUUAAAACAUCUAAUCAUCCUCCAAAUACUUUAAUCUUUGGACUUGUAGAUGGUUACUAUGGCGCCCCUAAUGCUGUGUCUAAGGGUGUGUUGGAGCCACAGCUUAAUUUAAGUGUGAAAGUUGAYAUGGAUCAGGUGAUGUCUAGUUACAAUAAGGCUUCCCUUCAAAGGCUUCGAUCACUUCAAMUUGCCAUCAGACAAACUCAAAUAUCAGUACAACAGUACCAGCAAUCCAUAGAAGCCAGCCUUUUAACUACAGAAAAAUCAAUGUUGCAGUUAUCAAAACGAGAAAGUGUCAAGUUGAGAUUGAAGUUGCUGAGAGAAGAGUUGGCAUCUAAAAAUACUUUAAUCARAAAAGAAAGAGAAGAAGAGAAAAAAAUGUUACAAACAAUAAGGAAAAGAGGUUGGCAUUCAUCCCACGUCUUAUUAUUUGCUUAUUCUGUCAAACGUACUAUAUCUAGAAAACGCAAAGAAUUUGAGGAAAAARAUAUKUCCUUGAGAGAACACAAACAGGCCCAYGUUGACAAACGAGAAUUGCUUUUAAAGUUAAAUGCUCAGCUAAACAUGAGGAAAAGACAGCUGACACGUGAACUAACCUAUAUCUAUCCUAUAAUCCAGAUGGGUGCAAAAGAUUUUUUCAUUUGUGGAGUACGACUACCAAAUACUGAAACAGAGGAAUUUUUUGCAACCGAUGAUGAGACUUUAUCAUGUGCACUUGGAUACGCAUGUCAUUUAGUAUACAUGAUAAGUAAAAUAUUAGAGGUCCCACAGCGAUAUGCCAUGAACCCCAUGGGAUCUAGAUCUACAAUCAUGGAUUACACUAUUGAAAAAGUUCAAGAGAAAGAUAGAGAGUUCCCUUUGCACACAAAAGGAAAAGAGAAAAUUCAAUUUUACUAUGGAAUAUUUUUAUUAAACAAAAACAUUGCUCAGCUACGUCAGUAUUGUAAUCUUGGCACACCAAACCUUAGAAACACUUUACCAAACAUCCAAGAUACUUUAGAAACAAAAUUUCAAGCCAGUAUGGAAAGCAGAAAGACUCCUAUCAAUGAACCCRSUCCAACAAUUAAAACUCCUCCAAAUAAUACUUCUCAACAACAAGGACCAAAGAUAGACAGUGUUGUUACACCAUCAAUUAGUCCUAAAAAACCUCCUUUGAUGCCAAAACCCGUAAACAUUCAAAGACAAACAGUUGAGGAUGGAAGUAGGAAAUCGCCAAACACUAGUCCUUCAAAACCACCUUUACCACCAAAACCACAUGGCUUGAGACAUAGCAGUAAAACAAAGGACACUUUAUCAGACCGUGAAAAUGAACUAUUGAGUGUUGUCAACUAUGAUUUUGUAACUGAUGCAGAAGGACUUCAGUCACAAAGUCUWCCAGUUGAACCAUCAUCAWCAAAAAACAAUGGAACAGUUCAAUUAGAAUCAUCAAUCAAGCCACCACCACAAAGUGCAACACAUAAAUUCUUUGAAAAAAAGUUAAAAAAGAGUAGUCGUUCAUUCUCAAGCACAGACUUUUCGUCUGCAACCAAGGAUUCAAAACAUAACUCAACAUGGAGUAGAAAGAGAAGGUCACUGAAUGAUCUUAGGGGUGUCCCAGUUGAGGUGAUGCGGGAGAGAGUAGCUUUGAGUGCUAAACAUGGCACCACAACAAUUGCUGAGCUUGAAGGUGGCUCUUCUGCAACAGAAAGUCAAAAGUCAAAUACUGAGGUUGAAUCACAAAAUGACCAAUUUCAGAAUCCUUCAAAUGGUAUUGAUGACGCUAAACAAAAUACAAGUGAUCUUUUAUAAUCAAUAUACAGUGAGUUAUAGAUAAUAUGCUAGAACACAUUUUUAUCAGGCAAAAGUUAGCAAACUAAAACAGUCAAUUGAUUAAUAUUGUUUUUCCUUUCUUUGUUUUCCAAUUAUUAUUAAUAAAUUAAAUGUGAUUUUCAGACUCUGAGGUGACAAAGUAUUGACCUCUAAAUAUGUUUGUGCAAUCUAAAUAACAAUAUUAUUCUGUACUAACUAGCCACUCAUUAAUGCAGAAAUACAAAAUAUAUUUCCAUGGAUAAGUAGCUACAGCCAGUUUUUUAUUUUAUCUUUGAUGUUCUGUCUUUACCAUUGUUGCUGGAUUAAACAUGGUU
Molecule: messenger RNA, 2609 nt
Organism: Exaiptasia diaphana
Lineage: Eukaryota; Metazoa; Cnidaria; Anthozoa; Actiniaria; Aiptasiidae
Product: UV radiation resistance associated protein
Exons: 19
Coding region: 100-2274 (724 amino acids)
Biological process (GO): SNARE complex assembly
Cellular component (GO): endosome; lytic vacuole
Molecular function (GO): SNARE binding
Source: RefSeq, a predicted model, not a curated record